ACGGAGGGCCGAUUCCUCCCUCUUUCCUCGCCUCUUCUUCCCACUCUUGACUUCCCUCUCCUCUCUGUCUCUCUCCCCGAUUCCUGCUUCCUCGGGCUCUAGAGAGAGCAAGAGCCGGAGCUGGGGUUUCGAGUUUCUCUGGAAGGGCGCUUACGCUCUUGAUCUCUUGAAUCGUGUUCGAAAGAGAGGAACAACGGUUUCUGGAUGCUAAAUCUUGGUUGGCAGGGCUUCUCCGCUAGUUCUGCUUCCCCUUCCUUUUUGGACUCUUUUGGCCACACGAUUCCAUUGAUGAAAAGUAGCCUCUGAUACUUGGUAACACUUGGACCAGUUAAGGCCCAGUGCCGAGGAAGUGUUCUUGAGCAUAGAGAGGAGAGCAGCCUGAUACGAGUGGCGGAUAGCAUCUGCCUAAAGUAUCCUUUUUUUUUUCCGCUACUGCUUUUGACAAUAGAUGAUCAGGAGGAAGUAAUAAAUACGAAGGAAGAUGAACAGUUUAUGUAUAUCAAGUUGAACUUUAGUAGAUACUGUAGCUCAAAUGCCAGGACCGAGAAUGAAGAGAAAAUCAGACAAGGGAUGUGUAAGAUUGCACAAUGUCCAUGCUCGUCACAGGUCAUCUAAGAAAUCAGAAAACUCACCAUCGGAAAUCAACACAGAGGUGGACGCUUCUAUUCAAAUUCAUCAUGAUGAUUGAAUAUAAUGCUACAGGAAACUUUUCAAACACAAUUAGUUCUCGAAUGGAACAAUCAGGGUGCGACUCUACGAUAACAGGUUUUGAUGGAGCCUCUGCUGAAUUGCUGAACUUGUCUUCAUCUCCACCGGAUCCUUUAUCUACUGAAAGAAUGCUGCAGGGUUCAAGCUCAACCGCAAUAGCACCAGAGUUAGAAACAAUUUUCUCACCUAAUUUCGAGGAUGGUGAUUCCCACUUGAAUUCAACUAAUCAUGGUUAUGAAGUUCAGAAUGAAAAUCCUGGAUUGCCUAAUCUCGUUGCGGAUGAAGGAGAUGAUGGAAACUCUGGGUUCAGUGAUUAUCAAGCUUGCAGUUUAUUCGACUUCUGCUUUUCAGAGAGUGCUCCUUCUUUACCUUUUGAUGAUAGCAUGGAUUUUACCGAUGUUUCUUGCCAUCAUUACGAGUUUACUACUUCUGACAUACUGACUGAUGUGGCGGAGAGGUAUAUGAUGCUGCCAUUCCUUGGGAGGAACACAGAAACUGGCGGUGCUCAUGAUAAUGAAUCAAUUCAAGAAAUCAUGAUGAACUCCAAUGAUGCAUACUUGGCAACUCAUCAAGAAUCUGACAUGAAUUAUCUAUCUGGUGAUUUGGGAGAAAUAGAAUGCCUGAAUCCACAGCUAGUUUUUCGAACUUCACCUGAUUUAUCUCGGGAAGUUUCAUCGAGUUGUCCUACUCUAUUGCAAAAGGAAACACAACAAGGGAAGCCCAUAACUCUUGUCCUUGAUUUAGAUGAAACUCUUGUUCAUUCUACACUUGAGUACUGUGAUGAUGCUGAUUUCACCUUUCCGGUUUUCUUUAACAUGAAAGAGCAUACCGUAUAUGUAAGACGGAGGCCUUUUCUACAAAUGUUCCUCGAGAGAGUGGCUCAAAUGUUUGAAAUUGUUAUUUUCACAGCUAGUCUAAGCAUAUAUGCUUCUCAGCUACUUGACAUUUUGGAUCCAGACAACAAAAUAAUUUCUGGGCGCAUUUAUCGUGAAUCAUGCAUAUUCUCUGAUGAUACCUAUACAAAGGACCUAAGUAUUUUGGGGGUUGACCUGGCAAAAGUUGUCAUAAUCGACAAUUCCCCACAGGUUUUCCGGUUGCAAGUUAAUAAUGGCAUUCCAAUCAAGAGUUGGUUUGAUGAUCCAUCGGACCAUGCUUUAGUUCAAUUACUUCCUUUCCUCGAGACCCUGGUCGAUGCUGAGGAUGUUCGUCCGAUUAUUGCAAACAGGUUCAGCAACAAAGAGCAGCAACAGUUUGUUUGAGAUAUCAUUGUCUUGGCAAUAUUUAUUGUUCUUCCUGAGGUAACCAUUCUCAUCGACCGCAAUUUAUCCACGGUUUCUUAGAUUUGCUUCCAUUAUCAUGCCAACUUAGCUGUAUGACGUGUGAAGAUUACUGAUGAUUGUACCAAAUUUUCUCCAAGUGUAUGUAUAUUCUUCCCAUCCUAUUUUCUCACACAGGUGUUUACAUUAGAAUUUUGUCAUGAAAAUAAAAUAUUUUGUUCUACUGUUUUCUUA
Messenger RNA from Musa acuminata subsp. malaccensis (wild Malaysian banana), 2219 nucleotides. RefSeq lists its product as uncharacterized. Lineage: Eukaryota; Viridiplantae; Streptophyta; Magnoliopsida; Zingiberales; Musaceae. The record is from RefSeq and is a predicted model, not a curated record. Gene Ontology annotation, molecular function: phosphoprotein phosphatase activity.